Notodromas monacha is the source of this 744-nucleotide messenger RNA. Lineage: Eukaryota; Metazoa; Arthropoda; Ostracoda; Podocopida; Cyprididae. The record is from the annotation of a GenBank genome assembly.
GCCAGUGGGAACCCGAGGCUGAGUCUCAGCGGGCCCCGCAAGUUGGUCCCACCGAACCCGGACAACCCCUACGCAGCGGGUGACAACCAGACCAACGCCCAAGCUGCCCAGCUGUUCACCGGCAAGAAAUUGUCCGGGGUCAAUUUCGUGCUUUACGGGCAAUACUGCCCGGAUUUAAGUCAAUGCUUCGAGGUCAGCAUUGAUAACGCCAUCUCGAGUGCCCGAAUUUUCGGAGUGUGGGCAUUUUAUGCCGGUUAUGGAUACGGCGUGAAUGAUGACCUGGAAGUGUCUUGGGUCUGGGGGAAAGACUAUCACUACGAUUUCUCGGAACUGAAUGACAUGGUGUCGUCUUUGCGAUUCAUCGGACCGGAAAACGACUUUUUGGCAGACUCAAUAACGCUCUACAGCCAGGAGUACUUCAAAGCCUGGGAAUAUUUCGUGGCCACAGACAUGCAACGUUUGCCGGACUGGGAAUAUUUUGCCAAUUCUGCUGCCGUCACUGGAGCCUCACCCUGGACAAUUUACGAGUUUGACUUUUUCCAGGGAAAGAGCUUGUGCCUGUUCCCGGCUCCUGAUGGAAACCCAGGUCUGUUCCCAACAAAGCAGACAAUGGGAUUGAGUGUCAUCAUGUCAGUGAGGAAAGGCUGUUACUCGAAUGUUCGUCUUUCGCCGAUUCAGCUUCGCAAAAACCAAAUCACGUCGUCUAGGAACGUGACCAAAAGAUCGUUGGAUGUUCAACAGUGA